Ostrinia furnacalis (Asian corn borer) is the source of this 4725-nucleotide messenger RNA. It is a transcript of the gene Sema2a, whose product is annotated as Semaphorin 2a. Gene Ontology annotation, cellular component: plasma membrane. Gene Ontology annotation, biological process: positive regulation of cell migration; semaphorin-plexin signaling pathway; axon guidance. The record is from RefSeq and is a predicted model, not a curated record. Gene Ontology annotation, molecular function: semaphorin receptor binding; chemorepellent activity. The transcript is spliced from 16 exons. Bases 339 to 2537 code for a protein of 732 amino acids. Lineage: Eukaryota; Metazoa; Arthropoda; Insecta; Lepidoptera; Crambidae.
CCAGCGAGCUAGUACUGCGCCGGCCGGCACGCCUGACGGACGUGUGUGCCACGCUCGCGCCAAACUUCUCCGUGACGCUACGAGUACUAAAACUUGUUUUGUUGAUAAUAACACUGAAAGUUCUACAUUGUUCGCAUUGUUUUUAACAACUUAUUGCGUUGUUCUAAGAAUAAAGUGAUCUUUUAUUCAUUCAACUUUGUGUGUUACCUGAUUUUUUUGUGAAACUGCAACGUGUUUGGUUCAAUGGACUACAGAAGAGAAAAUUCGCAAAAAUGAUUACGGAAAAUUAACUUACAGACUUGUAAAGUACUUUUUGUGUAGUGUAAAAGUGUUCUGAGAUGUUCUCUCUUCGGACUAUGGAUACGUUGGCGGUUGUGGUCCGGUGGUGCCUGUUCCUGCUAGUCGGACUAGGAUGGCAGGUUCAGUCCCAAACAGUGCAACAAACAUCUAUAGUGGACAAUUCAUACAAUUUUUACUUUGAACAACCGUGCUGUACAGGGACAGUUCCAAAGAGCAAAUAUCAUACACGGCACAGGCGAGAUCAUGUACGCGAGUUUUCGUGUGGAACUCUCUACUACAGAACUUUCUUCGUGGAUUCCAAACGGGAUGCUUUAUACGUCGGCGCUAUGGACCGGCUGUAUCGGCUCAACAUGAACAAUAUUAGCGCAUCGCAUUGUGAAAGGGAUUCGAUAAAUUUGGAGCCGAGCAACGUAGCCCAAUGCGUGUCGAAAGGCAAGUCGGAGCACUUCGACUGCCGCAACCACGUGCGCGUGAUCCAGCCGAUGGGCGACGGGUCCCGCUUGUAUGUGUGCGGUACCAACGCACACAGCCCCAAGGACUGGGUGUUAUACUCGAACCUAACGCACCUGCCCCGGCACGAGUACGUGCCCGGCAUCGGAAUGGGCGUCGCGAAGUGUCCGUACGACCCGGCAGACAACUCCACGGCGCUAUGGGUCGAGCGAGGCAACCCUGGCAGUCUUCCGGCACUGUAUUCCGGCACCAACGCAGAAUUCACCAAGGCUGACACCGUCAUCUUCAGGACUGACCUCCACAACCUCACCACAGGGCGACGCGAGUUCUCCUUCAAACGCACGCUGAAAUACGACUCCAAAUGGCUCGACAAACCAAACUUCGUGGGCUCCUUCGAUGUGGGAGAGUACGUUCUCUUCUUCUUCCGCGAGACGGCGGUGGAGUACAUCAACUGCGGGAAGGCGGUUUACUCCCGAGUAGCCCGUGUCUGCAAGCGGGACACCGGCGGGAAGAACAUCCUCAGCCAGAACUGGGCCACGUACCUGAAGGCGCGCCUCAACUGCAGCAUCCCUGGGGAGUUCCCCUUCUAUUUCAAUGAGAUCCAAAGCAUCUACAAAGUGCCUGGCGACGACAGCCGGUUCUACGGCGUGUUCACCACAGCGUCCACCGGGCUGAUGGGCUCUGCCAUCUGCACCUUCACCAUCGGCGACAUCCAGAAAGCCUUCGAGGGCAAGUUCAAGGAGCAGGCCACGUCCAGCUCCGCCUGGCUGCCGGUCAUCAGCAGUAAAGUGCCGGAGCCGAGACCUGGGACAUGUGUUAAUGAUACGUCUUCGUUACCGGACACCGUUCUCAAUUUUAUAAGGUCCCACCCCCUAAUGGACAGCGCGGUGUCCCACGAGAACGAGAAGCCGAUAUACUACAAACGGGACCUGUUCUUCACGAGGCUGGUGGUGGACCGCGUGAAGGUGGACAUGCUGGGCCACCAGCUCGACUAUACCGUCUACUAUGCUGGCACGAACGAGGGCAAGAUACACAAGAUCGUGCAGUGGACGCGCAACGGGGACAGCCAGUCGGCGCUGCUGGACAUCUUUGACGUCACUCCGGGAGAACCUAUACAGGCUAUGGCGCUAUCCCGCACCCACGGCUCUCUGUACGCGGCGUCAGACCGACGCGUGCUCCAACUCCGGCUAGCGCUAUGCGCGCGCCGCUACGACGCUUGCGUGAGAUGCGCCCGCGACCCCUACUGCGGGUGGGACAGAGACGCUGGAGUCUGCAGGGAAUACUUGCCUGGGCUCAUCCAAGACGUAGCGAACGAAACAGCGGACAUCUGCGACUCCUCGAUCGCUCGUAAGACUGUGUCAGCGACGUGGGGGCAGAGUCUCCACCUGGGAAGCUUCGUGAAGAUGCCCGAGGUCCUGCACCCGAGGGCCGUCACCUGGUUCCACUACUCGAGGGAGAAGGGACGCCACCCCAUCACUUUUAACAAACCGGAGAAAUACAUCGAGACGUCGGAGCACGGGCUGCUCAUCAUAUCGGUGAACGAGGGCGACGCGGGCCGGUACGACUGCUGGCUCGGCGGCUCAUUGUUGUGCUCAUACAACAUCACCGUUGAUACGCACAGAUGUUCGCCACCAGAAAAGAGUAACGAAUAUCAGAAAAUAUACUCGAACUGGUGUCACGAAUUUGAAAAAUACAAAACUGCCAUGAAGACGUGGGAGAGGAAGCAAGAGCAGUGUGCCCGGCAAAACGAUUCGAAUCAGAACACGCAUCCAAACGAAAUUGUGUGAUAGCUUCUGAACAUCGCCUAUCUCAUGUUUCAGUCAGUAAACUAUUACGCCGGGGCCAUCCCGGUGCCGUACGUAUCGGCCGGCCUCAAGUACUUCAACGUGUUCUCGUGAGACGACAGUUGACAACAAUCGCUCAGUGAUCUCUCAGACUCCAUAGUCGUGUCAAGCUCAACUAGUAGUCAGUGACACCCCUUAGCUUUACAAAUAGACUUACAAGUGUAGUGAUACGCAACAGUGCAUCGUUCCCGACACACUGGGAUCAUGAGAAGGUGAUUUAAAAUGAAAAUUUUAAUGGACAUUUUAUGAAAUUUUAAUGGAACGAUAGAAAUAUCGGCGUUGUGCGUUACUUUGUUGGAUUAUGGAAUGUAUAAAAGAUUAGAAAUUCUCAAAUUGUAAGUACGCUUUGUUGGUUGGGUUAGUAAGGGAUUAGGAAAAUUGUUAGCAUUAUUGAAUGGAUGAUAAUUUUGAUAAUGAAUGUUGGAAAGUUUUGAGCCCAAUCACGUAUUGUUUAUUUAAAGUGUUUUAUCUGUGGGUCCUUAUUGCAUUUUUAAUUUGUAUGUAGUAAAUUAAUUUUGUGGUAGGUUUUUGCUAUGUUAGUUAUUUGGUCCUGUAAUUUUAAGCGAGGAUCAAGUCACCUCGUAUCGAGUACUCGCACUAAUGAUCGAGUAUAGAGAUACGUCGGCCGCUGCCUUACUGCGGUCGUAAUUUCAAAUCUCCGAGGGUUGUGGGAGGGUUCGCCUCAUUAUUUUUCCCCUAUUUGUGUAAAUAGUUACCUAAUUUCGUUCGACUGUACCUACUAAUGUAAGUGUACGUAUAGUAUGCACGUCCCUAAUGGUAACGUAUAAUUUAAGCCUGUGAUAUAUAAGAAACAUAGAUAUUAAUAAGGGGAAUGUAUUGAGACUAAAUUUUUACCGUUGAAGUGAAGCCUCUUUUCAAACUUGCACCGUACUCAAUCUUAUAGUGUGAAUCUGUAACAUUUAACUUAACGAUUAAUUUUUAUACUAUUAUUAACCACACUUUUAAUUAAAUAGUUGUCACAUUCCACAGUACCUAUUAUAUUAUUGUAUAAACAGUAAUUGAAGCCAUAGUUGAAGAAACAGCUGGGUUACAACUCUUAUUUUGUGUUUUAAGAAAUUGCAAAUUUGAUAUUUGAGUAUGUAAAUUUCAGUUUUAAGUUUAGUCACAUUGCUUAGCGGCAUACGCCCAGCUUGUGACAUCCACAUAAGACACGGGGCCGACGCACUAUCAGGCCUCUUAACUUAUAAUAUCGAACACCACAUAGCAGUUUGUAUAAACCUUUACAAUCUAAACUCUCUUAAAAACUUUUGAAUUUGGUUUCAAUGCAAUGCAUACAUAUGUAUAAGUAUUUUGUAGAAUGACCCAAGCUGAAGAAUGUAUGUAAACCAGAGGCGAAAUAUUAGUCUAGGCGGUGUUUUAGAUAUUAUCUCUGCAUAUUUUUGUACAAAGAAAUCCAAUAUUGACAUUUUAUUAGAUGAUUAGAAUUAAUUCAACUGUUCUCACGUAUCACCAACUUGUACCUUCUUAUUCGGAAUUUUAUUCGAUUUCAUAUCAUGAUGUUGUACCUAAGAGCUUGUACAUAUUGUAUUAACAUCAACAUGUCAUUAUAUUUAUACAUAGCGGUCGAAUAAUAAAUUUCAAAACGAAUUUUAUAAAAGGACAUAUUUUUUCUAGAAAUUUAUUGACGAAAUGCCAUGAAAUGUUCCGCUGCCAUAAGAUACAAGUUUGUUAGUUUGAUGUAUCAUGGAAUAGUAUUAUUCGUUGUGUACUCAAAGCCAUACGUCAACCGUGCCAUUUCUAGGACAUCCAUACAUGCACUUUAUAGUAAGUAUACAGGAAUAUUACAUUGAGAUUUUAACAGUUAGAAUACACAGUAAAUAAUAAUAGAUUUUUAACAAUACUCUUGGAUUGGCUAACAAUGACGCGGUUGGGACUAACGUAGACUAUCUUAGAUCAUUAAACACCAUUACUAGAUAAUUCUGUUGGAAAAGUCGUAAAAACCGGAUCGUAAUUUGAAACUUUGGACGUUAUUCGCAGGCUCGCAUCCGUAGUAGUAAAUUGUUAGUCUAAUAGGUGCUUCAAUGUAAACUUUCCUUUUGCAAAUACGUAUAUUUUGAGACUUCUUCAUAUCAUAAUGUACAUACAUAAUUCGAAAUAGAUAUAAAAAAAU